AUGGUAAUACGUUUCUAUUGUCGUUCGUUUAAUUCAAUUAUUUUAUUAUUUUAUUUAAUAUCGUUCGUUUAUGGUGAACAACAAUCAAAAUUGUGUCUAGAACAACCUCAAUGUGAUUGUGAAGAUUUUGGUGAUGGAACAUCGAUUCUAUUAAAAUGUUAUCAUUUAACAUAUGCUCCAUCAUUUUCUACCAAUGUUAAACAUGAGGAGGUUCAAAUGGACACAUGUGAUGGACCAGUUCGUAUCGGUGAUAAAACAUUUGCCGAUUUAACCAUAAAUGCAUUACGUUUUCGUUUAUGUAAUUUAACAGAAUUAAAUGAACAAUCAUUUUCAAAAAUAAAUUCAUUAGAAAAAUUUUCAAUUGAAAAUUCAACAAUUAAACCACAAUUUCCACAAACAAUAUUUAAUGCUGAUUCAUUUCAAACAUUAAAAAUGUUAUCAUUAAAAAAUAUUAAUUAUAUAUACGAUGGUACAAGUGAUAAACAAAAAAUAAAUUUAGAUUAUUUAUUAGAACAACUACCAUUAUUAAUACGUUUAGAAAUAAAAAAUGUUGUAUUAGAUGAUCAAUCAUCAAGUCGUCCAUCAGAUUAUGGACGAAAUUUAAAACAUCUAAGUUUAACAAAUACAAAACAAUCAUCAUUACAAUUUGAUAGAUUUAUUAAUUUAGAAAAAUUAAUUAUUCGAAAUAAUCCACAAUUAUUAACACCAUCAUCGACAAAUAUAUCAAAUUUAAAACAUUUACAAUAUUUAGCAUUAGAAAAUAAUCAAUUAAAAUUGGUACCUGUUGGAUUACGUUCAACAAGUUUACAAGAAUUAGAUCUAAGUUCAAAUUUAAUAGAAGAUAUUGAUGAAUUUCAAUUUGAACAUUUACCACAAUUAAAAAUAUUACAUUUAAAUAAUAAUCCGAUUAGAAAUAUUCAUAAAAAUGCAUUUUGUUCAUUAGAAAAACUAGAACGUUUGUAUAUUCAUAUUCAAUAUAUAUUUAUUUCACCAUUAUCUAAUUGUAUUCUAUUAUAUAAACCAACAUUACAAAUUCAACAACAUACACAUACACGUCCACAAUGUGAUUGUUCAUUACUACAAAUAAUUGAAUAUUUAAAACAAAAUAAUUUAAAUAAUGAUGAACAUAUUAAAAAAUAUUUAAAACAUGGUUGUACAGUGACAAAUGAAACAAUGAAAUAUGUUAAAACUCAUCAUCAACAAAUUCAAAAAUCAACUAUGCCUAUACCAAUUGCACUAUUAGAAAAAAAUUUAUAUUGUAAUGAUGAACAAGAUAAAUGUGGUACACCAUGUCAACAUACACCAAAAAUAUUAAUAUUAGAUUCAUUAUCAACAGAAACAAAUGAUCAUCAUUCAUCACAACGGACACAUUCACCGAGAAAUCAUUCUCAACAUAUAAUACAACAACAAAAUAUUUCCGGAAAAUCCUAUGCAAAUAAAUUAAAUGUAAACAAAAAUAUAAAGGAUAUUUUAAUUAUUGCUACAAUUGUCAUUCUAUUGAAAUAA
Messenger RNA from Didymodactylos carnosus, 1506 nucleotides. Lineage: Eukaryota; Metazoa; Rotifera; Eurotatoria; Philodinida; Philodinidae. The record is from the annotation of a GenBank genome assembly.